AUGCAGUACGCUUGCUUUCGGGUCGUAUUGGUCUUCUUCUCCCUUGCCACGCUAAUCUUGACCGCGUUUGCAGUGGCGGGCUCCUACAAGAACAAGGGGUACCUCACGGGGACCUAUCUCAUCAAUUUCCACUUGCUGGGUCUAGACUUGAGGCAGAUCAUCAGCGCUCAGAUUGGAUCGAGCAAAAGAGACGUUGUCGUUGUUGGUGGUGGCGGCGAACGCCUUUUCAACCGCGAUGCGGUUGAACCCCAGGUGGAGGUGGAGAUGAUGGCGAAAAGAGAAACGACUACUGCCGCGCCCACUCCUUCAAAUAUCAACGAUUGGAUCAACCUUGCUACGAGUAUCGCCAAUCAGCCCGACUUCACUGCCCAGGUGGCUAGCAUUGCCUCGAACGCAGGCAUCUCGGUCCCCACGAGCUUGCCCACUGAUGGCGACGGGGGCUUUUACACCACGGUUCAAGCCGCAAUAGCCGACUUGUUGAACAACGUCACCCCGGAGCAAUUGGGUAUUGCCGACGUCUACUCGGCCAGCUAUUGGGGCUACUGUCGAGGCGAGAAAGUCUCCAACGGAACGGCGGCUCCCGAUAAUUCGUUUGGAAGGUUUCUUGAUGAAAAUUUCGAUAACUCAAACGUCAACUAUACUUGGUGCUCGCCUCCUACUGCUGGAUUUUUCUUUGAUCCAAUCACAAUUUUCAAACAAGAGAUGAAUCGCACUAUCGAUGGUAUUUCCGUUGAUUCGCAGUCGACUUUGGUCAAUGAGUUGAGUACCCAGUACAAGAAUGAAUUGCGAGUGCUUAUAGAUAGCAUCACGCCUGAGGAUUUGAAUCUCCCGGGAAGCUUGCAAGAUGAUUUGCAGUUGUUGAACCGAUUGACGGUGGCUAGUUUUGCACUCAUGAUUUGCGCGGCUGCGCUAGCCUUCAUCUCGAUUGUGAUCCAAUUCAUGGGAUGCUGCUUGUCUCCAGACAACUGUUGCUUGUCAUUCUUGAAUUUCAUGUUUCAAUUUUUACUUUUCCUACUUUCAAUCCUUGCUGCGGGCUUGGUCACGGGAACAUACGUGUUUGUGAGGAGGAAAAUCAAUGACGAAGUUGGAGAGUGGGGUAUCAAAUCCUUCUUGUCGAUCAAUUUUUACGCCUUUGCCUGGAGUGCCGCUGCCUCCGCUUUGCUUUUGGUUCUCUUUAGUCUAUUGGGACACUGUUUUGGAAUCUGCGGACGCAGAAGCUACCGCAAAGUUCAAACCAACGCUGCCUAUGUUCACCAUGAGAAAUGA
Molecule: messenger RNA, 1266 nt
Organism: Lodderomyces beijingensis
Lineage: Eukaryota; Fungi; Ascomycota; Pichiomycetes; Serinales; Debaryomycetaceae
Source: the annotation of a GenBank genome assembly